Siniperca chuatsi (mandarin fish) is the source of this 2604-nucleotide messenger RNA. It is a transcript of the gene hsd3b1, whose product is annotated as hydroxy-delta-5-steroid dehydrogenase, 3 beta- and steroid delta-isomerase 1. Gene Ontology annotation, biological process: steroid biosynthetic process. NCBI's taxonomy places the organism in Eukaryota, Metazoa, Chordata, Actinopteri, Centrarchiformes, Sinipercidae. The transcript is spliced from 3 exons. The record is from RefSeq and is a predicted model, not a curated record. The coding region runs from base 342 to 1466 and encodes 374 amino acids. Gene Ontology annotation, molecular function: 3-beta-hydroxy-Delta5-steroid dehydrogenase (NAD+) activity.
AGCUCCUGCUUUGUCUAGCUCCAGAAAGCAUCACAUUCCACCCUGAAGUAGCAGAGCCCAUCCCUUUUUUCACACUGCCUUGGAGCAAAUAAUUCGUUUUUUCUAGUAAAGUUUCUGGGUUCACAAAAAGUGGAAGGGCUCAGGCUGGGAGGGCAGAAGGUGCUGUCGUUUUCCCACAGACAGAACUCGAAACAUCCAAGAACACAAAAGUUUUAUUCUUUGUUUUUUCCACUUUGAGGUUUUUCUUUUGAAGAAGCUCUUCAAGAGGUCCAUUUUAAAAGAAGUUUGCAGGAUUUAAAACUUUUUUUUUUGUCCUCAUACCAAGUGAGAAUUAAGCUGCGAUGUCUCUGAGAGGUGAUGUGUGUGUGGUGACGGGAGCCUGUGGAUUCCUGGGAAAGAGGCUGGUGAGGCUGCUGCUAGAGGAAGAGAAAAUGGCUGAGAUUCGGCUGCUGGACAAACACGUACAGCCCCAACUUUUACAAUCUCUGGAGGACUGUAGAGGCGACACAAAGUUGAGUGUGUUCGAGGGGGACAUCAGAGACAGUGAUUUCCUGAGAAAAACCUGUCGAGGUGCAUCAAUCGUCUUCCACAUCGCAUCCAUCAUUGACGUUAUUGAUUCGGUGGAGUACAGUGAGCUAUAUGGGGUCAAUGUCAAAGGAACGCAGCUGCUUCUGGAGGCAUGUAUUCAAGAGAACGUGGUGUCCUUCAUCUACACCAGCACCAUCGAGGUGAUGGGACCAAACCCCAAGGGUGACCCCAUAAUCAACGGCAAUGAGGACACAGUUUACGACUGUGCUCUGAAGUUUGCCUACAGCAAGACCAAAAGGGAGGCUGAGGAGAGAACCCUGCAGGCCCACAGCGAGGUGCUUCAAAAUGGAGGCCGACUGGCCACCUGCGCCCUCAGACCUAUGUACAUCUAUGGGGAGGGCUGCCGAUUCCUGCUGGGCCAUAUGGGUGACGGUAUACGAAACAAGGACGUUCUCUUUCGUAUGUCUCUACCAGAGGCCCGAGUGAAUCCUGUCUAUGUGGGCAACGUGGCUGUGGCCCACCUCCAAGCAGCCCGCAGCCUCAAAGAUCCACAAAAAAGAAAUGCUAUUGGAGGAAAGUUUUACUUCAUUUCUGAUGACACACCACCUGUGAGUUACUCAGACUUCAACCAUGUCAUGAUGUCACCUCUGGGCUUCAACAUUCAGGAGAAACUCCUGCUGCCGCUCCGCCUUCUCUAUGUGGUCUGUUUCAUAUUGGAGAUUCUGUGCAUGAUGCUCCGACCUUUCGUGCGCAUCGUCCCGCCGAUGAACCAGCAGCUCAUCACCAUGUUGAACACGCCGUUCAGCUUCUCGUAUCAGAAGGCUAAGAUGGAUCUGGGAUACACCCCCAGGUAUACCUGGGAGGAAGCACGCAAACGCACCAUUGAAUGGCUCGCCUCACAAUUGCCAAAUGAGAGAGAAAGAAUAAGAGCAAAAUAAUCAAUGAAAAGUCCUUAGUCGUAGAAAAGGUUUCAGUCGUAGUCAUCUGGACGCUGUUUUCAGAAUCAAGACGUUUCGGCUCCCAUCCGGAAGUCAUUCUCAAUUGUGAGUCAUUAGUCAUUAGUACUAUUUUAAAACUGCAGUUUAAAUGAUUUUUCACUGUAAAAAAAUACAAUAAGUAUGUUUAUACAUUAUCGGUUUAUGUCUGUUUGUGACCAUGUGUUUUUAUGCAUGAAUAACACCAUUUUCCUACAGCGACAAACUAAAAUUAAAAGUUUAGUGAAAUUAAAUGUGAAGCACAUUAGAGGCAUUUAAAAACAUAGUGUUCAUCACUGUAAAUGUUUCUUUAAAAGCACCAUUUGUGGACAUUUUGUGUUGUUACAGCAUCUUUCAACUUAUUCUGAUGUCUAGCAUUGGUUUUUGUUUGUUUAUCUGAUAUUACCACUAGGAGUCGCCAUAGUCACAUAUUCCUACACAUAUGGGGUUUAACUGUAGAUAAGCUGCAUUCACUCUGUGUUUCUUCAGUAUUUGUCUUUACAGAUAAUUACCUCGACCUCAGGAGAGACGAUUAAUGGUAGACAUCACAGUAGGCAACAUUAACUUAAACCUAUGAGGAAGGGGAGGAUAGGACUCACAAAACGCUAAAAGCUUAAAAAUGCUUAACUUUGACAUGAAAGUUUAAUAUCACCUGUUGUUCCUGUACUGUAUGGCAAUCUGCUAUGUAUUGUAGUGGCAAUUUCUUCGGAAUAAAGAAACACUCAAGGCAAUCACUUGUCUUUCUGUAGGUUUACUUCAAGCGUCUGCAGACGGACUCACAGCAGCAAAAACAUACAUCAGUAUAAUCUGCUCUGAGUACAGAGGAAAAAGAGCAUCAGUUAUUUAUCCAGUCUUCAGGGUCAGGCUCCUCAACCCGGGGAGAAGAGUAUCCCCGAAGUCUGGACAUAACAGUCACUAGGAUGCUUUGUAGUUCCAUAUCAUCACUAUCAAUUAACUGUUCUCAUCACGCUGUCCAAACAAUCAUACACAGAUCAAGUAUUGACGCCAAACAAUUACGUAUAGCAUCUGCAUGUUAUUAUAUCAGAGAGUUUGUAUGUUCUUGCCAUUACAGUAUACUAUUAAAGUUUAUGGUUGAAAAGUC